Zootoca vivipara (common lizard) is the source of this 2299-nucleotide messenger RNA. RefSeq names its product b(0,+)-type amino acid transporter 1. Gene Ontology annotation, molecular function: L-amino acid transmembrane transporter activity. Lineage: Eukaryota; Metazoa; Chordata; Lepidosauria; Squamata; Lacertidae. Gene Ontology annotation, cellular component: membrane. The record is from RefSeq and is a predicted model, not a curated record. Gene Ontology annotation, biological process: amino acid transmembrane transport.
AAAACAAACACUCUUGCCUCCUCCUGCCUCCUUGUAAUUCUCAGCAAUUCUUAAAACAAGCCAAUACGAGGAAAUACUUCAAGGAACUCAAUUGCCAGAGUCGCACAUGGCAAGACACCUCUUUCUUUUUUUCUUUUUUUUGCUGGCUGCAUAUAAUCAUUAACUUAGAAGGGAAAGCUCUCUUUUUAUUAUUUCACUGCUGUCACAUCCUGAUUCUCAAGAAGCAAAUCCUAUUAGUUUCAUCAUGGGAAAGGGAAGACCAAGCCGACCAGGGUCAGCCAGCGCUCAGCCGAGCACAGCAACUGAGAUGUUGAAACUGAAGCGAGAGAUUGGGCUGGCCAGCGCAGUGUCAUUAAUUGCUGGCACCAUGAUUGGUUCAGGGAUUUUCAUGUCCCCGGAGUGGGUGCUGCGUAACAUAGGCAGCCUGGCCGGCAGCCUCAUCAUUUGGGCGUCCUGUGGCUUAUUGUCCACUUGUGGGGCCCUGUCCUAUGCUGAACUGGGAACUUUAAUUAAAGAGUCGGGAGGCGAAUAUAUCUACAUCCUGCGGACCUUUGGCUCCCUCCCCGCUUUUCUCUUUGCCUUUACCUCUGUCAUUGUCGUGAGACCCGCCGGCGUGACGGCCAUCUCCCUGAGCUUUGCUGAAUACACUGUGGCCGCCUUUCAUCCUGGGUGCCCUUCACCCCAGGUAGCGGUCAAAUGCACAGCUGUGGCCUGUAUCCUGCUUUUAACUCUCAUCAACUGCCUCAGCGUCAGGCUGGCCACCUCUGUCAUGAACGUAUUCACAGUGGCCAAACUGUUGGCGUUGCUGGUCAUUGUGGUGGGAGGCGUGGUGCUGCUCAUUCAGGGGGAAACGCACCGUUUCCAGAAUGCCUUUCAAAACACAAGGUUGGAAGCCGGGGUUAUCGGGAUUGCGUUCUAUCAAGGGCUUUGGUCUUUCGAUGGAUGGAACAACUUGAAUUAUGUGACUGAGGAGAUUAAGAAGCCGGAGGUGAACCUUCCAAGGGCCAUGAUGAUUGCUAUUCCUCUAGUUACCUGCUUCUAUUUGCUGGUAAAUGUGAGCUAUUUUGCAGCCAUGACUCCUGCCGAACUUCUGUCUUCAGGUGCUGUGGCCAUUACGUGGGGGAACAAGGUCCUCGGUAGCUGGGUCUGGCUGAUGUCGUUGUCCGUUGCACUGUCUUCAUUUGGAUCAGCGAACGGAACAUUCUUCAGCGGAGGCCGCAUGUGUUAUAUUGCGGCAAGAGAAGGCCAUAUGCCAGACAUUCUAUCUAUGGCUCACAUAAGAUACCUUACACCUUCUCCUGCUCUCAUAUUCACCUCUGCUGUGUCGAUAAUUAUGGUUAUAGCCGGAAGCUUCAGUCAGAUUGUGAACCUUUUCAGUUUUACAGCUUGGCUUUUUUAUGGGACAACUGUCGCUGGUCUCCUGUACUUAAAGAUUAAGAAACCAGAAUUGCCAAGAUCUUACAAGGUACCAAUCAUCAUACCAGUAGUUUUUCUGAUGGCGUCUAUAUACCUUGUGUUGGCACCCAUCAUUGAUCAGCCCCAAAUGGAGUUCCUUUACGUCAUCCUAUUCAUUUCCAGCGGGAUCAUCUUUUAUUUCCUCCUGAUUCACUACAAGUACCACCCCACCUUCUUAAGAAAAUUUACUAUGCAUUUUCAGCUGUUUCUGGAGGUUGCCCCAACUGAAAAGAAUGUGGACUGAUUCAAUAGUCACAUGCCUGCUUUGAGAGACUCAUGGCAAAGUCUGUAUAUCUGGUCUGAACUGUCAGUCCGAACAUUUGGGAUCAAGUCACCAUAAGCCAGGCAGGUCCAAAGUCCGGCCCGCUGGUUGAUUUAAUCUGACAGUUUAUUUCUUGCUCAACAACUUUGGUGUCAAAUCCUAGAAAAAGCUCAACAACUGCAAUCCUAAAAAAAAGAGGACAACAACUUUGGUCGCCCCUCACGCAUGUUCACUUCAUCAAAUCUGGCCCUCUUUAAAAAAGUUUGGACUCCCCUGCCAUAAAUCACCACCGUUUCCAAAGCUGGAGAGCAAUUAUUUAAGUGACCUGGAUGUUUCUGAAGCAAACUUUUUAAAUUAUGGUGUGUGUGUGUUUCUGAGUGUGCGCAUGCACACACACACACACACACACACACACACACACUUUCCCCUAUCCACUAUAGCCACUGAUAUUUAAUACAGUUAAAAGCACAUAGAAAUCAAGGAAAAGUUUUGUAUUUAAUGGAUUGAUAGUUUUCUGCUGGGGAAGAUGCAGAUCUUACCAUAGAAACGUACCGUUUGUAAAUAAUAAAAAAAGAAACUUUC